Molecule: messenger RNA, 1224 nt
Organism: Saxophila tyrrhenica
Lineage: Eukaryota; Fungi; Ascomycota; Dothideomycetes; Mycosphaerellales; Extremaceae
Exons: 3
Coding region: 1-1224 (407 amino acids)
Source: RefSeq, a predicted model, not a curated record
AUGCCUGGCAAUAUCGCAAACAUCACACCGGCGACGAUAGCUUCAUGGCCGGAGCCAAACUACGUUGACCCAGUCGAACGAAGAUGGAUGCCAGUCUAUGCAGGCGUUCUCUACGGCGUGAGCACACUGCUGAUCGCCCUACGACUAUGGCUCCGAGUCCUCAAACAAGCCGGCGGCCUCGGGCUCGACGACGGCCUUCUAGCAGCAGCAUGGUUCGGAUCUAGCAUGUUCACAACUGUCCUUAUCGUCUGCACUGCUGCCUACAACACUGGCCGACACGCCUGGGAUAUCCCGCUCGAGAACUUCGAAUACAUCGCCCUCAUGGCCUGGCUCGCGCAGUUCUCUUCCCUGGUUACCGGGGCCUUGACGAAGAUCUCCGUGCUGUGCUUCUACCGCCGGUUAGUCGCUGGAACCUACAGUCGACGGUGGAAGUGGGCGGUCAUUGCUGCGAUCAUCUUUACGGCUGCCUGGACUUUGACGUUCAUCUUUAUGUUGAUCUUCAACUGCAAUCCGACGAGAGCAUACUGGAAGUCCUUCGAUCUCUUGUGGACUGAGGAGUACAAGUGCGUCAAUACCACGGUUGUCAAUCUACUGGCUGGCAUCUUCGCCGCUCUGAGCGAUCUAUACGCCGUGGCACUGCCGUGCCUCAUGACAAGACACUUCGACCUCCCACGACGGCAGAAGAUAGCACUUAACCUGAUCUUCUGCCUGGGUCUGCUCGUUGUAGGCGCAAGCGGCGUUCGAACCUACUAUCUCUGGCAAGUCGGCAUAGACUCCGACGUCAGCUGGAUGAUCUUCGACGCCUACAUCUGGGCCCAGCUCGAGCUCCAACUCUCCAUCAUCUGCGCCUCCCUCCCCGCCCUCCGCGUCUUCCUGCGCAAAGUCCUCGCCGAACCGUUCACGAGUCGCGGCCUGAGCAGCAGGAAGUCUUCGCGGAUGGAGAUUGAGAUGACUCGGAGUCCGGGUGGUGAUCCGAUGGCGGACGAUUGGGACAUGAAGCACGGAAGGUCGAGCACGGUUGUUACGGCGGUAGAGGGGAGUGAGGGGGAGAGGAGUGCGAGUGCUUCGGCGCCUAGUGAGGUGCGAUUGUGGAAGGGGGUGGAGAGUGAGGAUGGGGGUGUGGAGGAGAGGGAGGUGCAUGAGCCGGCGUUUGAGAGGGUUAAGAGCAGUCGGGGGAGGAACAACUUUUCGCAACCUAGGACUUUUUAUGAUGAUCGGCCGUGA